AUGGGCAUCAUCGGCAAGGACAACGACACCGUCAAGGUGGCCGCCGGCAGCGACUCUGCCUCGGCCACCAACGACACCGAAGUCGGCCGUCUCGAGAUCGCCCGCGAAAACAAACGCCAGAUCGGCAUCCCCUCGGCGGCGCUCCUCAUCCUCAACCGCAUCAUCGGCACGGGCAUCUUCGCCACGCCCGGCACCAUCCUCGCGCUGUGCGGCAGCGUCGGCCUCUCGCUCUUCAUGUGGGUCGCGGGCAUCUGCAUCGCCGCGGCGGGAACCGCCGUCUACAUGGAGCUCGGCACCGGCCUGCCGCGCAACGGCGGCGAGAAGAACUACCUCGAAUACGUCUACCGCAGCCCCAAGUUCCUCACCACCAGCCUGUACACGGGCUACGUCCUGCUGCUGGGCUGGGCGGCCGGCAACUCCGUCAUGUUUGGCGAGUACAUCCUGCAUGCGGCGCGCGUCGAGGUCACGGACUGGAAUAAGCGCGGCAUUGCGCUGGGGUGCCUGACGGCCGCGUUCCUCAUCCACGGCACGGCGCUCAAGUGGGGGAUCCGCCUGCAAAACGUGCUCGGCGUGCUCAAGAUCCUCGUCAUCGUCGUCAUCAUCAUCGCGCCGCUCGUCAACCUGCCCAAGGUGCGCGAGGUCAACAACUUCCACGACGCCUUCGAGGGCACCACGGGCAGCGGCUACGGCGUCGUCAUGGCCCUCUACAACGUCAUCUGGAGCUUCGUCGGCUACAGCAACGCAAACUACGCCCUCUCCGAGACCAAGAACCCGACCCGCACCCUCAAGUUCGCCGCGCCCCUCGCCCUCGGCGGCAUCUCCGUCCUCUACAUGCUCGCCAACAUCUCCUACUUUGCCGGCGUCUCCAAGGAGGAGAUCCUCGAGGCCAAGCGCCUCGUCGCCGCCUCGCUCUUCCGCAACAUGUUUGGCGAGUCGGCCGAGCGCGCCAUGAGCGUCUUUGUCGCCCUCUCCGCUUUUGGCAACGUCCUCAGCGUCAUCUUCUCGCAGGGCCGUCUCGUUCAGGAGCUCGGUCGCGAGGGUAUCUUGCCCUUUUCCCGCUUCUGGGCCAGCAACCGGCCCUUCAACGCCCCGCUUGCCGGCCUCACGGAGCACUACAUUGUCACCGUCAUCACCAUUGUCGCGCCGCCGGCCGGCGACGCCUACAACUUUGUCCUCAACCUCAUCUCGUACCCGCUCGCCAUCAUCAACGUCUUCGUCGCCGGCGCCCUCAUCCACCUCUACCGCCACCGCGCCGCGUGGAACUGGAACCCCCCGCUCAAGGCGUCCUUCCCCGUCGCCGUCUUCUUCCUUCUCAGCAACAUCUACCUCGUCGUCGCGCCCUUCAUCCCGCCCGAGGAGGGCCAGAGCGUCUACGACUCCCUGCCCUACUACAUCCACUGCGUCGUCGGCUUCGGCAUCAUCUUUGCGGGUGGCGUCUACUGGGUCAUCUGGGCUAAGCUGCUGCCGUGGAUCGGCCGCUACGAGCUCGUCCGCGAAACCGUCGUCGACGACAUUGACGGGUGGGAGAGGACGCAGUUUUACACCCGGCCGCUGGGCAAGCGCGUGCAGGACGACGCGCCUCCCGUAGACUACGGGACGGCGAAUGAUGGGGGGGAUAGGAGAGACUGA
Purpureocillium lilacinum is the source of this 1629-nucleotide messenger RNA. RefSeq lists its product as uncharacterized. NCBI's taxonomy places the organism in Eukaryota, Fungi, Ascomycota, Sordariomycetes, Hypocreales, Ophiocordycipitaceae. Gene Ontology annotation, cellular component: membrane. The record is from RefSeq and is a predicted model, not a curated record. Gene Ontology annotation, molecular function: L-amino acid transmembrane transporter activity. Gene Ontology annotation, biological process: amino acid transmembrane transport.